AUGGUGCCGAAGAUGUGCAUAGAGUGGACAGUAUUCCGCGGUUGUUACCAUAGAGUCUCCACUGCAGUUUGCAGAUCUUCCAGUCGCUGGUUCAGUUCAAAACUGAAAUGUAGAUGGCGAUCAGAAAAACCCAACAAAGCCGAACCGCACCUUAGGAAUCGCGAUAUUGCGAUCCGUCUAGUCAUAGACGUCGUGGAUUGCCUUAAUCCCCUAUUCAUCCUGUCGAUCGCGUCUCUGGCCGAGAACGUAGUCCAACAGCGGCCGGUGCCGCAAAGUGAGAUGCAUCAACGUUGCUUUCUCCCGUGCCAGGAGGCGAAAUUAGAUGUUGGUCGGCAGGAGGCGAUGUUUAGCACAGGUUCACAAAAUAAAAAGGUUAUAAGAAUUACAGCUGCCAAGGCUGUGGAUGCCCAGUGCUCUCUCCGUGGUAGCGUGAUCUGUCCCAAGGCGGGUGUUAAAGACAUCAAGGGCAAUCAGUUGGUCCGCCUUCAGCACAAACGCUAG
This is a messenger RNA of Dibothriocephalus latus, 501 nucleotides long. The record is from the annotation of a GenBank genome assembly. NCBI's taxonomy places the organism in Eukaryota, Metazoa, Platyhelminthes, Cestoda, Diphyllobothriidea, Diphyllobothriidae.